Messenger RNA from Danio rerio (zebrafish), 725 nucleotides. RefSeq names its product tyrosylprotein sulfotransferase 1 (gene tpst1). The record is from RefSeq and is marked provisional. Gene Ontology annotation, molecular function: protein-tyrosine sulfotransferase activity. Gene Ontology annotation, cellular component: Golgi membrane. Lineage: Eukaryota; Metazoa; Chordata; Actinopteri; Cypriniformes; Danionidae.
GCUUCAGAAGUCUCCAGAAAAGCCAAACCCAAGUUAAGAGAAGAGGACGAGUGCUUUAUCAGUAGAAGGCUGAGGAGAAGCAGACACUGUGGGACCAUGAUGGACUCUAGUCACCCCGCUAUGCUGGGACCUCCAUGCAUGGAAACACACACAUACACAAACACAUACACACACACAAACAAACACACACACACAGUCAGGCCGCUGGACCCGGACGCUUUUUGAGGACAGUUUUGGCCUUUGAUGUUGUACUGUAUCAAUUGUGGCCUAAGAAUGUCAUUGCUGUUCUGAAUUGAGUGUUUUCUUCUUUGCUUUCCCCACACUGUAUUCUUUUUCACAUUCAGUAAUAGUUUUUUUUCUGGCUUUACAUAAACCUGUGAUUCUGUUAUAAGAAAAUACAGUGGAUUAAAUGAGCAACAAGGAACUAUUUAUGGAGGAGCGUUUAGCUUUUAGAUGAUGCCGUUUUAAUGUGGGUUUUAAUUUUUUAUGCCUUUGUAAUGUGCAAUUCCUCGGGUACUGAAUGAUGUGCGGGAUUACAAACAAAUGGAGUGAUCUGUGUGUUUGGAGAGGGAAUGAACGCUGGAGGCUCAUUGACGGAGUAGCGCACAUCGCUGAUGUUUGUUGUCGUUUUUACAAUUGUUAUUUUUGUACUUAAGUGUAAAUCAUCAUAUGUACUCUUUUAUUUCUUUGGAUGAAAUAAACCCCUGAGCGCUGUUGGCAGUCAA